AUGUCGAGCCCCGGUAUCGAUGGUGACCCCAAGCCUUCAUGCUUGCCGAACGGUCUGGUGAAGCUGCCUGGCCAGCCCAACGGCCUAGGCGCAGCCAGCAUCACCAAGGGCACACCUGCUGCCAAGAACCGUCCUUGCCAGCCACCACCCCCACCCACCCUUCCACCUCCAAGCCUGGCUACACCACUGUCCCGGGUUGCUCUGGCCGGGGGGCCAUGCCCCCCAGCCAGUGGACCAGCCUCAGGCCCAGUGCCUGGACCCCCAGUGGAGCGGCCACCACUGGCCACAGAUGAGAAGAUCCUUAAUGGGCUCUUCUGGUAUUUCUCAGCGUGUGAGAAGUGCAUACUAGCCCAGGUGUGCAAGGCUUGGCGGCGUGUGCUCUACCAGCCCAAGUUCUGGGCAGGCCUCACGCCUGUGCUGCACGCCAAGGAGCUGUACAACGUGCUGCCUGGAGGCGAGAAGGAGUUUGUGAACCUGCAGGGCUUCGCUGCUAGAGGCUUUGAGGGCUUUUGCCUAGUUGGUGUCUCUGACUUAGAUAUCUGCGAAUUCAUCGACAACUACUCGCUCUCUAAGAAGGGAGUCAAGGCCAUGAGUCUCAAGCGCUCCACCAUCACUGACGCUGGUCUAGAGGUGAUGUUGGAGCAGAUGCAGGGAGUGGUGCGCCUGGAGCUGUCAGGCUGUAACGAUUUCACCGAGGCUGGCCUGUGGUCCAGCCUCAGCGCACGUAUCACCUCACUGAGCGUCAGUGACUGCAUCAAUGUGGCGGACGAUGCCAUCGCUGCCAUCUCACAACUUCUACCCAACCUGGCAGAGCUAAGCCUUCAGGCCUACCACGUGACUGACACGGCACUGGCCUACUUCACAGCACGCCAGGGCCACAGCACCCACACGCUGCGCCUGCUCUCCUGCUGGGAGAUAACCAACCACGGGGUGGUCAAUGUGGUGCACAGUCUGCCCAACCUCACCUCACUCAGCCUCUCCGGCUGCUCUAAGGUCACUGAUGAUGGGGUGGAGCUUGUAGCCGAGAAUCUGCGCAAAUUGCGCAGUCUUGACCUUUCCUGGUGCCCUCGGAUCACAGAUAUGGCACUGGAGUAUGUGGCCUGCGACUUGCACCGACUGGAGGAGCUCGUGCUGGACAGGUGUGUACGCAUCACGGACACUGGUCUCAGCUACUUGUCCACCAUGUCGUCCCUCCGCAGCCUCUACCUGCGAUGGUGCUGCCAGGUGCAGGACUUCGGGUUGAAGCACCUCUUAGCCAUGAGAAGUUUGCGACUCUUGUCUCUAGCAGGCUGCCCGCUCCUAACCACCACCGGGCUAUCCGGCCUCGUGCAACUGCAAGAGCUGGAGGAGCUGGAGCUGACCAACUGCCCUGGAGCCACACCCGAGCUCUUCAAGUACUUCUCGCAGCACCUGCCGCGCUGCCUCGUCAUUGAAUAGCGCAGGCUUCCCCACCCGGCCGCGGGAACCGGCCUCGCCCAGGGCAGUAGGCCCUCUUCCACCCCUGCCGGAGCAUCAUUUCUCCGCCCUGCGCUGGAGGCGGGGCAAGCUGAGGGAAACCCCGCCCCGUGCCUCCCUAGCUCCUCUGCUCCAAUGCUCCAACCCCGUCCGGGGCAAGAGGCAGAGGGGCCAGCCCCACGCACGCACGCACACUCGGGGACUUUGUGCAUGCCCCUCGUGCCCGCACUGCACGCCCGCCCUCCACCAUGCCACAGCCGCCGCCAUCACUCGCCCGCCUUCUGGGGGUCUAGGUCCUUUUGGGGGAUGCUUUGAGUGCAUAUGCCCUCAGUGGCUUCCCCACUUCAUUCUGCUCUCUGCCUCCCCUCGCUGUCCCCCCCAUCCCGGGCAGGGCCCAAGGGGAUGGAGGGAUUGGUCCCCCAGGACUUAGGGGCCUGGAAGAGCCCCAAGGGCCUCCCACAUCUUCCACUGCACCGCGCCUGGAGCCCUCCAAGGGGUAUGAGGCGCCACAGGCCACUGCCAAAGCCAUGGCCCCCUGAGGAGCCCAACUUCCCCAUGCCCACCUGACCUAGUGGCUUCCCUUCUUCCUUGUUGCCAUAUGGGUCAGUUCUUGUUCUCUGUGUCCCACCCCCACUCCCGCAACCCCCCAUAUCUCCUUUCCCCCUGGCCUACAGAUCCUUGGGCCCUGGCCAGGCUGGGACAGCUUUAGGAGGAUGCAGACCUUGGAACAAUCAACAUUAGCCUAACCGGUGCCCAUUCACCCAAGUGCAAGGGUGGAAUAGGCACCUGACAGACCCUAAUCUGGAGCCACCCACGGGGCUAUUAGGCCUUGGGAUCAGCCCACCCAUUUCAGUCCCUACCCAAGCUGAGCUCAGGCCUCUCAGCACUGUGCUUCACCCUGGAUAGGUCUCCUCAGGUGGAAUCUGCAGAGGGCCUGGCCAUGGGUCAGGGUCAGCACUGACCAGCGAUUCUGAUCUUCCAGUGGCCAGCACACCCUUCACACCCCAAGGAAGGAGGGCUCCUUUCU
Messenger RNA from Rattus rattus (black rat), 2482 nucleotides. RefSeq names its product F-box and leucine rich repeat protein 16 (gene Fbxl16). Gene Ontology annotation, molecular function: protein binding. Gene Ontology annotation, biological process: SCF-dependent proteasomal ubiquitin-dependent protein catabolic process. Gene Ontology annotation, cellular component: SCF ubiquitin ligase complex. Lineage: Eukaryota; Metazoa; Chordata; Mammalia; Rodentia; Muridae. The record is from RefSeq and is a predicted model, not a curated record.